Ilex paraguariensis (yerba mate) is the source of this 2145-nucleotide messenger RNA. NCBI's taxonomy places the organism in Eukaryota, Viridiplantae, Streptophyta, Magnoliopsida, Aquifoliales, Aquifoliaceae. The record is from the annotation of a GenBank genome assembly.
AGAAAUUGAGGGCAAACGAUUCUGCAAGGAACAUGAAAUCUAUUUGGAACCUGCAAGUAACUAAUUCGGUGAUGUUAAGGUGUCUGUGUCUGAAAUGGUGAUUAGAUCACUCUCCUCUUGCUCCAGAACCAUAAGACAUCUCUUCCACUCUUUUCUUCAGUUUCAUCUCUCUAAACUCCACCAGCCCAAAGGCCACUUUGUUCUAUCUCCUCCACUCCCUUCUCAUCACUCCACGACCCACAACCUUUCCAGACCCUUCUCAUCUCAGCCUCUCUCUUCUCAACCACCAGACCCAGACCCACCUUCACCUUCGCCAGAACUCGUCAAUGAGCUUUCUCGCAUUCUCAGUGACUAUCGAAGCCCCCACCACGACAUCGAAUCAGCUCUCACUUCAUUCUCAUCCCAAAUAUCCACCAAUUUGGUUGAGCAAGUCCUCAAACGGUGCAAAAACCUUGGGUUCUCUGCCCACGGAUUCUUUCUUUGGGCUCAGCGAUUGCCUGGAUUUAGUCACAAUAAAGAAAGCUAUCACAUUCUUGUUGAUAUCUUAGGAAGUAGCAAACAAUUCCCAUUGUUGUGGGACUUUCUUGUGGCAAUAAGAGACACUCAGUGUUGUGAAAUUAGCCAAGAAAUUUUCUGGCUGGUUUUUAGAGGGUAUAGUAGAGCUAAUUUACCAGCUGAUGCCAUCAGGGCUUUUAACAAAAUGGUUGAUUUCGGUACUGAACCUGGUAUUGAUGAUCUUGAUCAACUUUUAUAUGUGCUGUGUAAAAGGAAACAUGUGAGGCAUGCCCAACAAUUCUUUGAUAAAGUUAAGCAUGAAUUUGAGCCAAGUGUGAAAACUUAUAGCAUUUUGAUGAGAGGGUGGGGUGAUAUAGGUGAGCCCGAUGAGACACGUAAGUUAUUCGAUGAAAUGCUUGAACGAGGAUGUUUGGUUGAUGUGCCUGCUUAUAAUAGUGUGUUGGAGUCUUUGUGCAAAGGAGGGAAUGUGGAUGAAGCUCAUAAAUUGUUCAGGGAAAUGAGGUCUAAGGGGCUUGAGCCAGAUGGAUUUACUUACGCGAUCUUCAUUCAUGCUUCUUGUGAGGCAAAUGAUAUUCAUUCAGCAUUUAGGGUUCUUGAUAGAAUGAAAAGAUAUGACCUUGUGCCUAAUGUGUUUACUCUCAAUUGCAUUAUCAAGAAGCUUUGUAAGAGUGAUAAGGUGGAGGAGGCUUACCAACUUUUGGAUGAGAUGAUUGAGAGAGGGGUGAGACCGGAUGUAUGGAGUUACAAUGCAAUCCUAGCUUUCCAUUGUGAUCACAACGAAGUUAAUAGGGCGCUUAGGCUUAUUUCAAGAAUGGAUCAAGAUUUUUGCCAACUGGAUCGGCAUACAUACAAUAUGGUGCUCAAAAUGCUGAUCAGGGUAGGGAGGUUUGAUAGAGCAGCAAAAGUUUGGGAAAGUAUGGAAGAGAGAGGGUUUUAUCCUUCGGUCUCAACAUAUGCUGUGAUGGUCCAUGGUCUUUCUAAGAAGAAAGGUAAACUAGAGGAGGCUUGCAAAUACUUUGAAAUGAUGAUUGAUGAAGGGAUAUCACCAUACCAUUCUACUUGUGAAUUGUUGAGGAAUAAGCUUAUAGGCUUGGGGUUUUCAGAGCAGACACAGAUACUGGCUGACAAGAUGGAGAGAAGCACUUCAUGUUCAGUACAAGAGCUAUCAAGCAUUGUGAGAGGUAACAAGGCCUGUUCGAGAAUGAGAAGUGCAGAAGAAUACACAGAUGAAAGUGAUGAGUGAAGGUCCCAGAUUGGGUGGACAGUCUGAUUAUUUAUUUCUGAUUCUGAGAUGGCUCCUGAAAAUGGUCUUCAAGUGGCAGUAUCCAUGUUCUGUCUGCUCUUUUUUUCCAUUGUGGAAUUUUUGCUUCACACCUUAUGGUUAACUCAUGUUGGCUAUGAGAAGUGAAAUUGAUUAGGCCUCUACAAAAAGAACUUGAAAGGGUAACGUGCUUAAGGUACCAUGAUUCUGUAACAUAAGGUUUAUAUCCUCAAUUGAAAACGUCUCAUGCAUCUCUAUCCAAUACAUCCCCAUUGGCAUAUACGUGCAGUUUAGCUAUUGGUGUGAGUCUAUGAGUCUUAGGUCCUCUUCUUGAUGCUGAAAAUAUCCCCUUCUAGUAGUCUCCGCAA